GCAUUUUAUCUUUGGCUAAGAGAUAAAGUUUCUCUUCACUACGCUGCCUCACCAACAAUUACAGAAAAAUUACACACAUCAUUAGAAGACUAAUUCACCUCUGUCAUCAUGAUAUCAAAGAUUUAUAAAUUAAAUAGGAGUCCAAGACGGAGUAAAGAGAAAGUAAAUAAUCUCCAGAUUCUGCAGUCCGUUGUGAAAUGGCAACACCUGGAGUACACAGCUACCUCUCUAUUGGAUAUAUUCGCAACCAUCUUCAAUCAUCAAGCCCUAAUCCUGUCUGUAAACUCCAGCUUCGUGGAUCCCUUAAUGCAAUUUGAAACUCAGUUGAAGAUAAUAGAGUCAUCCUUUAAAAUAGUAUUUGCUAUGCCAACUCUUAAAGAAGUGAAAGACAUUGGGAAUACCGAAACUGAGGAGCAGGACCUGGAGGAAUUAUACCAAACUAUUUUAAACAUAUAUGAGGACACUCUUCUGAUCUUAGUGUCUAAAGACCUCUACAAACUGCAAAUCUUAAAGGAAAUGGCCGUGUGGAUGAGUGAAGAUAAAUCAUACCUGCAGCAUAGAGUCUUGGUGAUCAUCUGCAGGGUGCUAAACUUUGCAUCCAGGAAAGUCAAGGGAUAUGGAAGUGUGGACGCUCCAUGUCUUGGGGACCUGGCAGCAGAACUGUCUCUUCUAUGUUCCCACACUGAUGCGUCCAUCACACAGCAAGCAUCCUUUGGAAUAUAUCACCUCCUCUGCAUUGCAAACUGUCAGAAUGAAAGUAAAGCUACAAAGUGUGAUAAGUCUGGAAGUCACAGUUGGCUGCCUUCGCUCUUGGAUAUAGAAUACCUCCCUGACAUCUUGCGAGGAGACAAAACUAAAAUCGCUCAGAGUGUAGGACAAACCUUAGGGCCAACCUUGCUGACUGACUUUGUGUGGAAUCUCUUUAUGAGACUCAAUGCAAAGGAUCCUGUAAUGGCAAAGGAAGCGGCCACCAUACUAAAACUGACUCUGGAAUACCACGCCAAAAAGGUCACCAUGGUGUCUAAGAUUGUGCAUGCUAUUUAUCAGCAACUGUCUGGGAAUUCUCCUCACGCUAUGAGGCACGCUAUGUUGCGGGUCAUCACUUUAUUGACGCGUACUUCGCCGAAGAAGGUCAUCUUUCAGCUUAUGGACUACCCAGUCCCAGCAGACAACACUUUGAUACUGAUGUGGCAUGCAGCCGGGAACGAGUCCAGCGUGGCCCCCUACGUGCUGAAGACAAUCUUGUUGAUACUGAAAGGAAAGCCUGGGGAAAUGCAGGACACCAUCUUGGAAAGAAGACGUUCCUCUCUGGAUGCCACUAAUAUGAUGCCCGUGGCGGCGUCCCAGGCCCUGUGCACAUUGUUGCCCGUUGGCUCUUACAAGAAAGCAGUGGCCCAGUUCUUUCCUCAGCUCUUGAUGGCCCUCAUGUUUCAACUCUGCUAUAGCAGCAACAUGCAACUGGAUUCGGAGGACAAUUUAUUCUAUGCCCGGGACGCCCUGAGAGUGCUACUGAAUUGCUCCGGACUGCAGCAGGUGGAUCUUUCUCUGAAGAGAAAGAAUUUCUGGAAACAGGUCUCCCAAGUUCUGUUUCACCUCCACGGGAUCUACCUCGUUGCCAAAACUCUCGCUGAACAUAACUUUCCGCAAUUUCCAGAGACCCUACAUUAUCUCUACAAGCUCUCAGUGGAAGGUCCUAGAAGAACAGAGGAGGGUGUGAUCACAGUAAUUUUCCUUACUGAGCUUCUGAACAAAUUCUUCAAGGACCCAUUCCCAGAAGAAUUUCUGGUUCUCUUCAGGAACUGGGUCAAUGACUCCAAUCCUGCAAUUAGCAAACUGAGCCUGCAGAAAAUCGCCUCCAUGGCUCCAGUGAUCAACCAGGUAGAAAGUGUCUGCAGCUUAGUGCUAUCCAUCUUGGAUGCCUUCUUUUCCAAAGACAAGACUGUUGUAAUUCGGGCCUUGUUUACCCUUCGGAGACUUUUAAACAAACUGGACAAGGUGAUCUACUCGUCUUUGUGUACCAGAAUUGCUACCAGCUACUGCCCUCUGAUGGAUCAUAGUGACGCAGGCAUUCGGAGCAUGGCCAUCCGGCACUUUGGUGAACUGCUUGAAGACAUGAGCCAGUACACAUGGAUGUUGAAUGCCGUGAUUCUUGAAUCCCUGGUGCCUCUGAUCCUGUUUCUGGAGGAUAUAGAGACAAGAGUCGUGAUGGCAUGUAAACAUACACUGACAAUCUGCGCCUUUCAAUUAAAAUGGUCAACAUUUCCACGGUCCAUUGAGCAUUACAGUUUUGAGCUGGUGGUGCUCAACAUCUGCAACAAUAUUUUUAUUUCUCAUGGGAGCUACAUUACAGAUUUGCUAUCUGAUAGCUUGGGAUUCCUGAGGAGCUCCCGAGUAUACCUGAGGAGAGCAGCCAUUAUUUUAAUAGGAUACUUGGCAAUAUUGGGUAGACAUUUACUGCUCAGAGAUGAUAUUGAAGUCAUUAUGGAGGCUGUCGAACGAGUGCUUCUGGAUGAAGACCGUCUGGUCAGGGAGUUGGCAAAAACAACCUAUGAACUUUUUAAGAAAGUAGCCCGUAAAAUGACCUCCUCCAUUAUUAAACAGAGCUUCCGAAGAUUGUUUAACUUCAUCUACAUCAGUAAAGUGAAGCCUCUUUAUAAUUAUAACUUGCCUGGAAGUCUCAAGGAGAUUGAAGAAACAGAUAAUUAUGAAAACAAGGUGGAAGAAUGAGACAUUCACCAGUGCCUUGGAGCACAACUCACAAGAGGAGUGGUUUUCCCUUUCCCUCUUGAUAACCUGAGUCUAUUUGUAGAUGCUUUUCUGAAGGAAAAAGGAUCUAGGAGCCAUUUUACUGUUCCUUCUUAAUUGUCUUCAAAUAUAGAAAUAUGUUGCCUCUCUAGGUCUGACAGUGAUCAGAAGCCUUAUUUCAUCAAACUAAUAAAAUUGAAAAAUCAU
Messenger RNA from Eptesicus fuscus (big brown bat), 2952 nucleotides. RefSeq names its product maestro heat like repeat family member 9 (gene MROH9). Gene Ontology annotation, cellular component: cytoplasm. Bases 109 to 2727 code for a protein of 872 amino acids. NCBI's taxonomy places the organism in Eukaryota, Metazoa, Chordata, Mammalia, Chiroptera, Vespertilionidae. The record is from RefSeq and is a predicted model, not a curated record. The transcript has 22 exons.